Malassezia japonica is the source of this 600-nucleotide messenger RNA. RefSeq lists its product as uncharacterized. NCBI's taxonomy places the organism in Eukaryota, Fungi, Basidiomycota, Malasseziomycetes, Malasseziales, Malasseziaceae. Gene Ontology annotation, cellular component: kinetochore. The record is from RefSeq and is a predicted model, not a curated record. The transcript has 3 exons. Gene Ontology annotation, biological process: mitotic sister chromatid segregation. Bases 1 to 600 code for a protein of 199 amino acids.
AUGCCGAAAGAGCUGCCCAAGGUCGACUUGGAGCACCCAAGCGACCUGGACUAUAUCAUCAACGCAGUACGAAAGUAUGCGUUAGAUGCAGGGAAAGAGCGCUUGCGGGCGCGUGGGCUGCACGGCGCCGCGUCCUCGCUCGAGGACACGCUCGAGCACGCGGUGGAGCGCUGGGUCUAUGCCGCGCGCACACGGCUCAUGCACAACGUGCUGAUCAAUGGCAUGACCUUUUCCGAAUACAGCAAGCAGGCAGCGGCUACGGAACCAUUCGACGAGGCGCUCGCGAACAAGGUCGACACCUUGGCCGAGGAAGUCGACGAGCUCGCGGAGCGCGUCGUCUCUUGCCGCAAGGCGAUCCCUACUGCCUAUGCACAGGCGGUCCAGCGCCGCUCCGAGGCGCUUGGCACGCUCGCCGAUGCGCGCGAAGAGCGGCGACAGCGCCGCCUGCGCACCGCGAAACCCCGCGCACGCUUCCCCGCGCUGGCCAAAGGCGAGCCUCUGAGUGUCGAUCUCGAAGCCAAGGGCCGGUCUGAGGAUGCGUUGCGCACCGUAUAUACCCAGCUGGAGCAGCUCCGCGUGCUGCGGGACUUUGUGCUAUAG